UGUAGCCCCAGUUAGUGCACAUUCUCCUGAAAUAAAUACAUAUAUUAUAUACGAGCCGGGGCAUGAGUGGAGUGUUCCUCUGUUUUUAUUUUUGACACAGUUCACCACAUUUCAUCCACUUGGAAACGAAUAAAUCCCUCGACGUCCUGGGCGUACCAACCUACCUUUUUUUUUGUUUUCCUUUUUUUUCAUGUUAGAGGAGUAAGGUGAGGGACGGGGUCACCGCUUCAUAAAUACUCGGAGACUCUGGAUAGACCUUGGAGGAGUAAACGGGCCUACUGCCAGACAAAGUUCUCACACAGGACAGACAGGAGUACCGAUUUUUCCUGCAGACUUUGUACCCAAACAGACCCCUGUCUAUACCGUGAAACUUGUGGCUCCUCUAUUUUUAUGGAAAGCUUAUGAAUCCGUAUUUGUAGACUUUUAGAGAAGUUUUUUUUUCUUGUUUUUUUUUCUUUUUCCCUCAGAGAUUGCCAUGUAGUUCAUCCUCUCAUCUCUAAGAGAGCAGUUUGCCAGGAUGACAGCGCUUUGUACUCCUCUGAGCCGCGCACUUUUCGCACUUGCUUGGAGCAGUUUUCUUUCCUGCGCUCAAUGCGCUCUCACUGACAACCAUGUGCACUCCAGCUUUAUUUACAGGAGGUUGCGCAAUCACGAGCGCAGGGAGAUCCAGAGAGAGAUCCUUUCCAUCCUGGGUUUGCCUCACCGUCCGAGGCCCUUCUCUCCCGGGAAACAGUCGUCCUCCGCACCGCUCUUCAUGCUCGACUUGUACAACGCCAUGGCCGUUGAGGAGGAGGAAGGGGUGGCGGUGUUAAACCGGAGCGUAGGGAAGAGCUUCAGUGCCAAAGCUCAAGGGCACUCCAAGAAAAGUUACUACAACCCGCAGCACGCCGGCUACUCCCGUGUGCCGCAGCCCUACAGAGCGGCCCCUCUGCUGGGGCACAGUCCUUCACUAACCACGGCGCACGACACCAAUUUCCUCAAUGAUGCUGACAUGGUUAUGAGCUUUGUCAAUUUAGUGGAGAAAGAUAAAGAUUUUUCUCACCAAAGAAGACACUACAAGGAGUUCCGUUUUGACCUGACUCAGAUCCCAGAUGGAGAGGCGGUGACCGCUGCUGAAUUCAGGAUCUAUAAGGACCGCAGUCACGCUCGCUACAGCAAUAUCACCCUGAAGGUUUCCAUAUAUCAAGUUAUCAAAGAAUAUAAUAACAAAGAUGCAGAGACAUUUUUGCUCGACUCCAAGAAGGUGCAGGCAUGUAACGGGGGCUGGCUUGUGUUUGAUAUAACAGCCACCAGUAACCAUUGGGUGAUAAACCCACAGCAAAAUUUUGGUCUUCAGCUCUGUGUGGAAAUGAUGGACGGAAGGAGCAUCAACAUAAAAUCUGCUGGAAUCAUUGGGAGGAAUGGGCCUCAAUCCAAACAGCCAUUUGUCGUUGCUUUCUUUAAGGCCAGUGGAGUACUGCUUCGCUCUGUGAGAGCUGCUGGCGGAAAGAAAAAGAACCACAAUCGCAAUAAAUCAACUAAUCAACAAGAAUCAUCAAGGAUGCCAAAACCUGGAGACUAUCACACAAGUGAACAAAAGCAGGCCUGCAAAAAGCAUGAGCUCUAUGUCAGCUUUCGAGAUUUGGGAUGGCAGGAUUGGAUCAUUGCACCGGAGGGCUAUGCUGCUUUUUAUUGUGACGGCGAAUGCUCUUUUCCACUUAAUGCUCAAAUGAAUGCAACAAAUCAUGCUAUUGUGCAAACCCUGGUUCAUUUAAUGUUUCCUGACAACGUGCCAAAGCCCUGCUGUGCCCCAACCAAGCUCAAUGCAAUAUCAGUGCUGUACUUUGAUGACAGCUCUAAUGUUAUUCUGAAAAAAUACAGAAAUAUGGUUGUCAGAUCAUGUGGGUGCCAUUAGUUUUGACACAGUUUAAUUUUUGAAGCACAUUUGCUGCAGGUGUGAUUUGAUGUACAGUAUUAUGUAUAUAAAGUUUUCUUGGUUAAUUUAUUUCCUUUUAAAAUAAUAGCACUGAAUACUGUAAUAUUUAAGUGUUUAGUACAAAAUGAUUAUUUGAAUUUAUGUGCAUAAUCUUUUAUCUUCUGUGUCCUCUGGCAUAUAUAUAUAUAUAUAUUAUAUAUAUCUUCCAUGAUCAAACACUUCACUGGAGUCAUUGUGACAUAUUUGCCUUUUCUUUUAAGUUGUGAAAUUGUGCUGUAAAAUAUUUAAUGCAAAAAUUCACUUUUGUGGUAAAUUCCGUGACAGAUUGUUGUUUUGGAUCAUUAAUACAUACAGAAUAGUGUUACAAAUGUCAUUAAAAUGUUUUUAAAAAUGUCAUUUCAAUUCUGACUUAUUUCACCAAGAGUGCCGCAUUAAUAUAUAUUUUUUUAAUCGAAUACGUACAUAGUUAAAAUUUUAAAUAUGAGAGCUUUACCAUCUUUGUUAAACAGUUUCUGCUCAUGUAAUCCUCCACAUCUAAACAGUCAUUUUUCUGUGAACUUCCUCAUUGCAACAACCAUCUUAGUGCCACACUAACUUUAUUUUGUGUUUAGAAAGAAUCGGUAACGAUAGAAUGUUUUGUAUGUUUAAUAAAUAUUCCAUUAGAAACA
This is a messenger RNA of Poeciliopsis prolifica (blackstripe livebearer), 2583 nucleotides long. RefSeq names its product bone morphogenetic protein 5 (gene bmp5). Gene Ontology annotation, biological process: SMAD protein signal transduction. NCBI's taxonomy places the organism in Eukaryota, Metazoa, Chordata, Actinopteri, Cyprinodontiformes, Poeciliidae. The record is from RefSeq and is a predicted model, not a curated record. Gene Ontology annotation, cellular component: extracellular region. Gene Ontology annotation, molecular function: cytokine activity; growth factor activity. The transcript has 7 exons. Bases 518 to 1894 code for a protein of 458 amino acids.